AUGAACAGUCUGGCUACGCCACCGAUCCCUCCUCAUUUCCACGAACACACUCGUCUCUCUCCAGGUCGAUCAAUGUCAUCCACCGCCCCGUCGAGAAAACGAAAAGCCUCCCCUUCCCCAGACCGGGAUGAUGAAAUGACAACAUCCCCCUCUAUUCCAAAUGCUCGGCUUCCCCAACCUGUAACUCCUUCGACGAGAAAGCGAGUCCGGUCGAAUCUGGCAGGGAGGCCGUUGUCGGUGGAUAGACUUCUGGAGACCUUGGACAAAGACUCGUUGAAAACUGUGUUGAAAACUCUCUGUGACCGAAACCCUGGCUUGCGAGAAGAAAUUGUUCAAGUUAGCCCUCGACCCAGUAUCCAGAGCACACUGCAAGUUCUCCGACAAUACUACGACCGAUUGAUGCAAUCAUUCCCGCUUGGCCCCAAUCCACGAUCCGACUACGCAUACGAUCGAGUUCGUCCUCAGUGGCACGAUCUGCUUGAGGCUCUUACAGAUUUUACUCCACAUUUCCUGCCUCCAAAUGAGCAGCAGUCGUCAGUCUCACUAGAAUAUCUGCACGGAGUCACAAACAUCAUACAUGAUCUUCCAGAGUGGGAUAAUAUAUCGUACAAUCUUGCCAAGCAGAAUGCAUAUGAAGAAAUUUCAAGAGCGUGGGCUGCCGUUAUCAAGGAAGCCAGCAAAAGAGGAGGUGGAAUUCAACUACAGUACAAUGGCUGGGAGGUGAAGUUGAGGGCACACAACGACAAGAGUGGUGGCCGGCUACGAGAGGCCUACGAAGCUCUUGUCGAUGCUCUCGGCUGGCUUAAACCCACUCCUCAGCCAACACAACAACAAAGCAUUCGACAGCAGCUAUUUUCCAACACAUAUGGGGCCGAGCAGUCAGCUGUCAGGACCGGCAAUUGGUAA
Molecule: messenger RNA, 906 nt
Organism: Exophiala spinifera
Lineage: Eukaryota; Fungi; Ascomycota; Eurotiomycetes; Chaetothyriales; Herpotrichiellaceae
Exons: 2
Coding region: 1-906 (301 amino acids)
Biological process (GO): nuclear protein quality control by the ubiquitin-proteasome system; proteasome localization
Cellular component (GO): nucleus
Source: RefSeq, a predicted model, not a curated record